UGGGACUCUCUGGGACUGCAGUGGCGGUGGAUCGGGCUCCAGGUUGGCCUGCGGGGAGGAAGCGAGAACGCACGACGAGGGCUGUGCCAGCAUGGACUGGGGCACAGAGCUCUGGGUCUCUGGCUCUGGAAGUUCAUCUCUCACGAGAUGCAGGAAGUUGGUUCUGCAGGAUCAAUUUGACACAAUUGAGCGCCACACUCAGUGGGGCCUGGACCUGGUGGACAAAUACGUCAAGUUUGUGAAAGAGCGGACUGAGAUUGAGCAGGCGUAUGCAAAGCAGCUGAGGAAUCUUGUGAAAAAGCAUCUCCCCAAGAGGAUUGCACGAGAAGACCCAGAAUUAAAGUUCUGCCAAUAUCAGGCCUUUCUUCAGGUGGUGAAGGAGCUGAAUGACUUUGCAGGCCAGCGUGAGAUAGUAGCUGAGAACCUUCUGACGCAGAUCUGUGUGGAGCUUGCCAAGUAUUCACAGGAGCUCAAGCAGGAGAGGAAGUCGCACUUGCAAGAAGGCCGGAGGGCUCAGCAACAGUUAGAGAACUCCUUCAAGCAACUUGAAAAUAGCAAACGGAAGUUUGAGCGAGACUGCAGGGAGGCUGAGAAAGCUGUGCUGACAGCUGAGAAACUGGACCAAGACAUCAAUGCUACCAAGGCAGAUGUGGAGAAGGCAAAGCAGCAGGCAAACUUGCGGAGUCAUAUGGCUGAGGAGAGCAAGAAUGAAUACGCUUCGUAUCUGCAGAAGUUUAACCACAAUCAAAGCCAGUUCUACUUUCUGGAGAUGCCACAAAUCUUCAAUAAGCUGCAGGCGAUGGAUGAGCAGCGCACACAGCACCUCAAGGAAGGCUAUAGCAUCUUUUCCGAGACUGAGCAGCAGGUCAUGCCCAUCAUUGGCAAGUGCCUGGAGGGCAUGAAGGCAGCAGCUGACAUGGUGGAUGAGAAGAAUGACUCGCAGGUGCUGAUUGAACUGCACAAAUCAGGCUUUGAGAGGCCAGGAGACAUGGAUUUUGAAGACUUCAGCCAACCCAUCAAUCGUACCUCAUCAGACAGCAGUCUUGGCACCCCCCGCGGAACCCUUGAUGGUCGACUGGACCCCCGUAUGCUGGGCAAGAACAAGGGGAAACGAUGGCCCUUCAGCAGGAAGAAUAAGCUCCCACCCCCUCCCCUCUCCUCCUUAAAUUGCCCUUCCUCCUCCUCGUCUUCUUCCCCUACCACAUCUGCUAUCAAUGGACCUUCAUCCCCCAAAUUCACCCGUGACCCCCUGUCUUACUGUUUGAACGAGAUCAAUAAGACAGUCAAACCCCGCAUCACGUCCUUCCGCAGCCUCAAACGGGUGACUGUGAUCACCGAAGACUUUAGCCACCUGCCUCCAGAGCAGAGGAGAAAAAAGCUGCAGCAGAAGAUUGAGGAAAGAAAUCGGGAGUUGCAGAAAGAGCUAGACCAGAGGGAUGCCUUAAAUAAGAUGAAGGAUGUUUACCAGAAGACGCCACAGAUGGGAGAUCCUAAUAGUCUUGAGCCAAAGAUCUCGGAAACCCUGGGGACCAUUGAGAGAUUGCGCCUAGAAAUCCAGAAAUAUGAAGCGUGGUUGGCAGAUGCAGAGAGCAGGAUGCUGAGUAACCGCCCUGAUACAGCUGCACGCUACAACCGCCACUUGGAUCAUGCCAGUGCUCUGAACAACAACUGCUCGCACGAGAAGGACCGCCUCAAUACCACCCAUUCGGAAGAUGUAUUGAACCAGCCCAUCUACACGGAGUUUGAUGAGGACUUUGAGGAGUUGGCAUCACCCAUUGGUACCUGUGUGGCCCUCUACCAAUUUGAAGGUUCCAGUGAGGGCACUAUCUCCAUGCUGGAAGGUGAAGAACUCGGCUUGAUGGAGGAGGACAAGGGUGAUGGGUGGACACGUGUACGGCGAGUCAAAGGGGGCGAGGGUUACGUUCCUACUUCUUACCUCCAGGUCACCCUAAACUGAAUGCAGAAUUGUCCGAAGCCCUGCAGCUGGGAGAGUCCCAAGUCAACAGCAGGGAGUGAGUGGAAGAAGUACAGUGUUUCAGUUGCCUUGGAAGAGCCAUAUGAUGCUGAUGCCUGCUGUGGGUGUGUCUAUAAAAAAGGCAUCUCACACCAAAUUACUAUUGCAGAGCUGUGGGAGAUAAUUGACUUCUUCUUGAAGGGAAAAUGGUGGCUACAGCCCACUCAACACAGGAUCUUGGAUAAGAGGUGGUGGGGAGGAAAUGGCCUCCAUGCUGAUGCACCCAACCAGUGAUUCCCCUUCCCUGUCAUGCCUUUCAAGGCAAGCAUAGCUACACUUUAUUCCUUGUGGAAUGUUCUCUAGCAGGAACGGUUGCAAAGUGCCACCUACUUACUCUUUUAACAGUUGCAGUUUAGCAUGAAGGAGAGAUUCCUCAUUUCCAGCCUCUCACCUGGGUCAGUUGCCUAUAGCAUAAACGUGUGUGGCUUCCUCUCUCCUUGCUGCACUGGCAGAAAGAACCUGGCUUCUCAUUGGGGUGAGAACAUAGCAGAGCUCGCUCUCUUCCCCCCCCCCCAAGAAAUCAGUAGCUGCUUUAUGCUGCAGGCAGUAGACUGUACGUGUGCUUUUGAGAUGGAGGUGCUCAGUACCAGUGAGAAGGGAGCUGGAUUGGAAGCCUUUAACUUGCACCCCCACGAUUGCUGCUAUGCCUGCCUUUGGCUUUCCUUUUGAGAGGGUGUGUGGUUAGGGGAGGGGGCAAACCAAGUUGAGAAUGGCAAGCUAGCCAACUGCUAUUGCUAAUAAGUUUAGGCAUGAGCGCCACCCGGAGGACCUCUGCUCAGAGGGCAGGCUGAAUCCCACAGUGGCAGCAAACCACAUCCAGAUACUUGCCUUGAAAUGCACUUUAUUUUUCCUGAGUUUGAUUGGCCUGGCCCAUUCAGCCAUUCAGAAGUGCCUGCUCUGUAAAGCCUCCCUCCACCCUUCAAAAGCCUUUGCUGUUAGGGAAGGGAGGUAUCCUGGCUGCCUCCUAACCGGUGACUUGUCUCACUCUGUGCAUUUGUGUGUGGUUUUGUUUUUUUUAUAAAAAGAGAACUCUGA
Molecule: messenger RNA, 3049 nt
Organism: Rhineura floridana
Lineage: Eukaryota; Metazoa; Chordata; Lepidosauria; Squamata; Rhineuridae
Gene: TRIP10
Product: thyroid hormone receptor interactor 10
Exons: 17
Coding region: 92-1957 (621 amino acids)
Biological process (GO): signal transduction
Molecular function (GO): protein binding
Source: RefSeq, a predicted model, not a curated record